CGCGCCGGGCGGGAGGCAGCGCUGAGGGGGCCGCGCCCCGCCACCGCCACCGCCACCGGGCCGCGGCCGCCGCCGCCACCGCCCCCCCCACCCCCCAGCCCCGCUGCGCCACGGGCCGGCGGACACCGAUCGCCGCCGCACAAAGGAACCGGAGGACCCGCGGUGUGAUGCCCCCGGGGGUCGCCGCGCCGCCUGAGCCCAUCUGCGCCGGGUUUAUUUUAUUUUAAUUUUUUUUUUCCUUUUUUCCCCCCGCCCCCCGGAUAUUUUUCCUCCCCGCCCCGGGGGCAGAGCGCCGGGAGCGCCGCACGCUGGCCGCGCACGGGGCGGGGCGGGCCGCCGGCGGGGCGCGGGGCCGGGCGGGCGCCGCCGCUGCUGCUGCGCGGCCCGGGGGGGGCGGCCCGGCGAGCCCCGCACCGCAGCGGCCGGAGCCGGCCCGGAUCCAGCUCUGACGGACACAGGCCAGCAGCGGGGGUGGCGCUGCCCGCCCAGAGGCCCGGACCAUGCUGGCCUGCCUGCAGAGGACCCAGAACCCCCCAGCCCAGCACCUCGCCUGCCCCAACAAGGCGCUGGAGCCACGCAAGUGUGAGACAGCAGCACCCAUGCAUUCCCCGCGCUACCCCAGCCCCGCCGAGCUGGACGCCUACGCACAGAAGGUGGCCAACAGCCCGCUGACCAUCAAGAUCUUCCCCACCAACAUCAGGGUCCCCCAGCACAAGCACCUUAACCGGACGGUCAAUGGCUACGACACCACGGGGCAGCGCUACAGCCCCUACCCCCUGCAUGCCAGCGGCUACCAGGGUCUCCUGGCCAUUGUCAAAGCCUCCGGUAAAAGCGUGGUGAAGAACUCGGAGGGGAAGCGGACUAAGCUGUCACCCGCCCAGGUCGGCGUCGCUCCCUACCCUGCGUCAAGCACUUUAGCUCAAGGUCCCUCCUGCGCCGGGCAGCUGAGCUACCACGGCGCCCAGAAGCAGCUGGAGGGUCCCGUGCCCCCCAACGUGACGGUGGCAGCCUCUGUGCUGCCGCUGGCGGGCAGGAGCCUGGCCCUGCCGCCGUCCAACCUGCCCUCCAUCCAGAGCAUCAUCUACCAGAUCAAUCAGCAGUGCCAGGCGCAGGGUGCCCAGCCGGGCUGCCCGGCCGUCGUGGCCACCAACCCCAGCCCGGCCAAGCACGGCGCCUUCCCCGGUGCCGCCGCGUAUACCGGCGCUGUCCUGCCGGAGUGCCGCAAGGGUGCCGAGCUGGCGCUGGGCUCCAACCCAGCUGUGGCCCUGGGACCCAAGGCGGGCGUCUACCCUGAGGGCAUGGACUACCUGGUCUGGCAGCAGAAGCAGCAGCAGCAACACCUGCGAAUGUACAGCGGGGGCAGCGGCGGCGGGGGGGCCCUCAGCAAGUCCCCUGAGACGUGCGCGGGUGCCUCACGCCCUUACGCCCUGGGCAGCGCGGCCGAGAAAGUGAGCUCGUCCCCCUUGAACUGCAUGCAUGGCAACUUCUCGGUGGGGCAGUACUUCGCCCCUCCCUGGAACAGCAUCUUGGUGACCCCCAACAGCGACUGUUACAACCCACCGGAGCUGGGGGCCGGGCCCCGCGAGCUGGGAGUGCCCCCCACUGAGGGGCUCCCCAGCAAGACGCUCUGCAAUACCUCCAUCCUCAGCAGCAGCCUCCAGUCCCUGGAGUAUCUCAUCAAUGACAUCCACCCACCCUGCAUCAAGGAGCAGAUGCUGGGCAAGGGCUACGAGACCGUCUCUGUGCCAAGGCUCUUGGACCACCAGCAUGCCCACAUCCGCCUGCCCGUCUACAGAUAAGGAACCGAUGCUGCUUUUUCCCAAACCCAGGGCGAGGACUUUGGCACGAGCCGUGCUCCCCUCCGGCACCGUGCGGGUACCGGACCGUGGCAGCGAGGGCAGGGGGGACAGGGAGGGGGACGUGGGGUCGGCUGCCAAAAGGGCUCCCGGGACACUGGCAUUUCACUGGGGUCCCCAGACUGGAUACACCCGCAACCCGCUGGAAGCUGAGGACGAAGGACCGCUUGUCUAUAUAGCUCAGAAAUCAUUUUAUCUCCACGAAUGUGAACAGGGAAUCGCUAUGAGUUGCUGCUAUCCAGGGAGAGGAGGCUCCGCUCUGUGCGCCUGCGGGCGCCCGGCUGGAUCCGUGCAGGGCAGAGCCCCGUGCCGCGGCCGGCUGGGAGGCUCACCGGCAGCUGGUGCCAGCCCGGCAGCCGGCCGGCGCAGCGGCCGCAGGGAGCUUGCGCCUGACCUGUAGCUGAAGUCCGUAACUUGCACUGCUUUGAUUAAAGCUAAUAAUUGGGGACAGUCUGGAGGCUAUUUAAGAAAAACACUUGAAAACUUGAACAGAUUUUUUUUUUAUUAUUUUUUUGGUUUUUUAGUUGACUAGGCUGUACAUCUACGUGUUGGCUGCUACAGAGUCUCCUCCCGCCCCUCUUCCUCAUCCUCCUCUCACCUGGCCCCGCGUUGGCCACCAGCUCCUAUUCCCACUCAACCGGGAGGUUUGGAGCCCCCAUGCUGGGUGCCCAGCGGGACCCCCCGGCCCCUCUCCCACCCCGCAGCACCCUGGGAACCUGCCCGGGUCUUACAUUUCCAGGCUGGUUCCCACCCCUUACUGUCAGUUCUACCUUGCUUCUGGGUUAGAGGCGACCACGGUACCAGGGGCACUCACAUACCUCCUUUUCUCUCUCUUUUUUUUUUUUAAAAAAAAAAAGUUCAAAAAUGCUCAUUAUGGUCCGUUAUUCACUAUGUGUAAUUAUGUGUUUAACAGAUUUAUUCAUUUAAAAAAGGCUUCGCACCACAAAAUACAAAGUGUUCUGAUGUUUAAAGGAAAAAAAAAAGAAAAAUACCCUGAUGAAACCCAAGGUGAUUGUGCUCAGAAGAGAGGUACUGUAUCCCUGAAAGGCCUGUUCAAGCACUAAGUGCAUUUACAAAUCUCUGAGAAUGUUUUUUUUUAUACUAAAAUUGACCAUUAUAUUCUACUGUGAGAAGUGCUGGCUGCACUAUAUUGUUUUAAAAAUGAGAGAAAACAAAUGAAAAAAAAAAACCAACACAAAACCCGCAA
Phalacrocorax carbo (great cormorant) is the source of this 3063-nucleotide messenger RNA. The record is from RefSeq and is a predicted model, not a curated record. NCBI's taxonomy places the organism in Eukaryota, Metazoa, Chordata, Aves, Suliformes, Phalacrocoracidae.